Molecule: messenger RNA, 607 nt
Organism: Moneuplotes crassus
Lineage: Eukaryota; Ciliophora; Spirotrichea; Euplotida; Euplotidae
Source: the annotation of a GenBank genome assembly
AUAAAAAUUAAACUAAAAUGUCAUACAACUACAUCCAAGAAGAAGACGACGAUGGCUACAUGCCUAUUUCUUCAAAAAAGUCAGAAAAAGAUAAAAAGCAACCAGAUAGAGAAGAACAGAAUAGUGAUUACUCAAAGGAUCCUUCCUCUCCUGCUGAACCUGCUAGAAACUUUAUUACCUCAGAUAAUCAGAAAGGGUAUCCUUCGGAUGUUCCUACUGGUGUUCCUGUGGGUGUUCCUAUCACUCCCGGUGCUCAACAAGAAGAAACAAAGAACGCACAAUCUACCUCUCAGCAACAAGAAAUUGCUGAGUUAAAACAAAUGAUUAAAGAUAUGAAGACUGAAGACCAGGUGAAUAGAAGAGAAGACUUAAGAGAAGCAAGAAGAGAUAUGAGGAGAGAGCAAAGAGAAAGGGAUGUUAAUGAAGCGGCCUGACUCUGUUGUACUGCGUGUUGUCUGGGGUUAUUUGCAGGAGCACUGUCAGGUGGUAAUUAAAGAAGAGAUUUUGGAGGCGGGAUUCAGUGAAAGGGGUUGUGGAUACAAUAUAUUUAUCAAUAAGGAAUUAUAUCCCAACUAACUGUGUUACUUUUCCCUUACAUAAAAUUUGC